Quercus lobata is the source of this 2453-nucleotide messenger RNA. RefSeq names its product cytochrome P450 86A8-like. Gene Ontology annotation, molecular function: monooxygenase activity; heme binding; iron ion binding. The record is from RefSeq and is a predicted model, not a curated record. Lineage: Eukaryota; Viridiplantae; Streptophyta; Magnoliopsida; Fagales; Fagaceae. The transcript has 2 exons. Bases 348 to 2039 code for a protein of 563 amino acids.
UCCAUAUUGUACUACUCAGUGUCUUCUGCUCCCACUACUCUGCUCUGUGAAUCACUUGUCGCUUAAUUAUUUCUAGUUCUAAAUACCUUAACAACUCUUCUUUCUUUUUCCCAUCAAGAACUCCAUUUUCUCUACAAUGUUACCUCAUUUUUGUCACUGACCCAUCAUUAUUAUUCUGUGGAAAACCAAGUCUUGGUUUUUCUUCUUUAGUCAAGUUGUUAGAUUUCAGAUUCAAAACAAGUAUAUACAUACCUGAAAUGUCGUUUUCUUCUUCCCUCUGAAGCUGGAACCAUACGUGGUUUUCCGGGAAAACAUUUUCCCAUCAUUUUUUCAGUGUAAAGUAAACUAUGGAUGUGUCCGCGGCUCUACUGCUUUUAACGGCGAUCACGGCGUAUCUACUAUGGUUCACAUUCAUCUCACGGACGUUAAAGGGGCCGCGUGUCUGGCCCCUAUUGGGCAGUCUUCCAGGCUUAGUUGAGAACUGUGACCGCUUACACGACUGGAUCUGCGACAAUCUCCGCGCGUGUGGCGGCACGUACCAAACCUGCACUUGUGCGAUUCCAUUCCUCGCCAAAAAGCAAGGCCUCGUGACUGUCACGUGCGACCCGAAGAAUCUGGAGCACAUUCUCAAGACCCGGUUCGACAAUUACCCGAAGGGGCCCACGUGGCACGCCGUGUUCCACGAUCUACUCGGCGAUGGGAUCUUCAACUCCGACGGCGACACGUGGCUGUUCCAGAGGAAGACUGCCGCACUGGAAUUCACCACCAGGACUCUGCGCCAAGCCAUGGCUCGGUGGGUCAGCCGAGCCAUUAAGGAAAGGCUUUGCGUGGUUUUAAAGACAGCCGAACUCGAAGCCAAGCCAGUUGAUAUUCAAGACUUGAUGCUUCGGCUCACUUUUGAUAAUAUAUGCGGCUUGGCUUUUGGAAAGGACCCAGAGACUUGUGCGCCGGGGCUCCCUGAAAAUAGCUUCGCAUCGGCUUUCGACCGAGCCACAGAAGCCUCGCUUCAACGGUUUAUUUUCCCCGAGGUUCUUUGGCGGCUCAGGAAAUGGCUUCGGCUUGGGAUGGAAGUCAGCCUGAGCCGAAGCUUGGUUCACGUAGAGGAGUAUUUAUCCAGUGUGAUCGACGCCCGUAAGCUCGAAUUGCUGAGCCAGCCCAAAGAUGGGAACCCACACGACGAUUUGCUGUCAAGGUUCAUGAGAAAAAAAGAGUCCUACUCAGACUCGUUCCUGCAACACGUGGCACUCAAUUUCAUCCUAGCUGGACGUGACACGUCAUCCGUUGCUCUCAGCUGGUUCUUCUACAUGAUGAUCCAAAACCCAAGAAUCGAGGAGAAAAUCCUACGCGAGAUUUGCACCGUCCUGAUGGAGACACGUGGCGAUGACGUGGCGAAAUGGGUAGAGGAGCCACUUGGGUUCGAAGAGCUUGACCGAUUGAUAUACUUAAGAGCAGCACUGUCGGAAACCCUAAGGUUGUUCCCAUCAGUACCGGAAGACUCAAAACAUGUUGUCUCCGACGAUGUAUUGCCGGACGGUACAUUUGUUCCGGCGGGUUCAUCGGUCACAUAUUCAAUAUACGCAACUGGGAGAAUGAAGUCGACGUGGGGUGAAGAUUGCCUAGAGUUUCGUCCAGAGAGGUGGCUGAGCUCGGACGGUAACAAGUUUGUGAUGCAUGAUUCUUAUAGAUUUGUUGCUUUUAAUGCCGGACCCAGGAUUUGUUUAGGGAAAGAUUUAGCUUACUUGCAAAUGAAGUCGGUGGCGGCGUCGGUGUUGCUCCGCCACAAGCUGGCGGUGGUGCCGGAGCAUAAGGUGGAGCAGAAGAUGUCAUUGACGUUGUUCAUGAAAUAUGGGCUGAAGGUGAAUGUGAAGCAUAGGGAUUUACAAGGAAUUGUGGCAAGCUUGAAAAUAGAGAGGAAUAAUGAUGAAGGUGAACUGUUGUUGCAUGGGAAAGAGUCUGUUAUUGCUGCCGUUAAAUGUAACGGCGAAAGUUGUGACAGAGUUGAUGAGAGUAGUAGUGAAAUGGUAGUUGGGGUUGCUUAAGGGGUUGUUUUGGUGGAUCGGUGAAUUGAAUUGGAAUUGAAUUUGAAGAGGUCAGGUCACAGGGGGGUGGUGGAGCCGGUGGGCUUUGAUUGAGCCACAUGGAUGAACUGGGUCUGGGGUUACAGUUUUAUUAUUAUGUGGGCGUGUUUAUGACAUCAUGAAUAUGUUUCGCAGAAUUACUUUUACGUACGUACACAAUUCUUGCGAAUAUAAAAUAUAGUUUUUCACAUACACAGUAGUAUUAUUAUUAUUAUUAUUAUUAUUGAAGAGAGAGAGAUAUAUAUGGCUUUAACUCACUCUUGCUUUUUCUUGUUGGCUAGCUCCUUUGAAGUCCAAAAAAUUUCUAUAAUUUUCUAGCUUGUUGAAUGUACCAAGCUCAUUUAUUUAUUUAUUUAUUUAUUUAUUUCUCCAUCU